Molecule: messenger RNA, 1140 nt
Organism: Penicillium lagena
Lineage: Eukaryota; Fungi; Ascomycota; Eurotiomycetes; Eurotiales; Aspergillaceae
Exons: 2
Coding region: 1-1140 (379 amino acids)
Source: RefSeq, a predicted model, not a curated record
AUGGCCGGCAUCGAGAUCUCAUUCAGCACCAUCAAACCGGUCCUCAUCUUCUUCGGUCCGGUUAUCAUCACACGCCUUCUCAACGCCUACCGCACCCUGCGCGUAUCCGUUUCAACCCGUCCUCCACCUCGCCCCCUCCCCGCUGCACCAGGUCGAGCAUUGAACAUCCUAUUCGGCAGCAUCGUCCUCUUCCUUCUUCUCAGCUUACCCUUCAAUCCCCACGCCCCGGGUCCGAAUGUCUUCGCUGCCACACGCUCGCGGAUCAACACGCCGACGAAUGUCAUCUUCGAUCGUCUCGCGCGGCUCCAGUUCAACGGCAAAUUGAGCGAUUUCGACGCCUUGCUCCAGACGAAGUUUACUUCCAACGAUGCUCGCAAGAUAUAUCUCACCUAUGGCCCGGACGCCCUGGCCUCGUGCCAGUACUGCACGCUCGACAACCAAGUCACGUACCUACUCUACUACAUCCCCUUCAAUGUCCUGCUCCCGCACCUAGUACACCUCCUGAUCCUGGGCGUGGCCACCUCCGCUCCCUUCGCGGGCCAGGAGUCUGCGCGCUGGCGCAACAAAUUCACCAUCACGGGUCUCGCCCUCUUUCUCUUUGACCUCUACGCAGUCUACUCCUACGAUCCCAUGCAAGCGGCCUCCGCCGCCGUACGAGCCGGCGUCAGUCCCCCAGCAAGCUUCUACAACAAAGUCACACUCCUCCGACCGCUAGUCUUCGCAGUCUGCGACUCAAUCUGUGCAAGUAUUAUCUGGCUCUCGGCUACGCAUCGCUUCUUCUUUAAGCCGCCGUCUCAGCCUGAGCAAGUCGACAAUGCGAUCACCGCUGCUUUGGCUGCGCUGACCAACGCAAACUCCAAACUUCAUGGCUCCAAUGUGACGCGCAAUGCUGUCGUUCGUGACAAGGCGCUCAAGACUCGUGAUGAUGCGUACUGGCAGACCAUUGUCUCGAUGGAGAACCCGGCUCGAGCGCCUGGAGAGGGUAAUGGGGGUAUGACGAUUGACAAUAUUUGGGAGGAAGAAGAGGUUGCGAGAGCUGUGUCGAGGACUAUGGCGGGUCAGGGGGGUGUGGAUGUUGCGCAGUUGGGAGUGAAGGCGAAUGAGUUUGUGCGGGAUAUUACAGAAGGGUUGGAUGGCUAA